GAUUGUAUGGUUUGGGUGUUAUAGAAGGGGGGAGUCAAAUUUGAUUGGACGUUAUUCAGCCUUUAAAACAUAUGGAACUGAAGACAGUGUCCUGAGAGACACAUCGUCAAAGCUGUAGCUUCGUGUGACGCCAUGACUUCCAGAGUGUGCCCCCUCCUGCUGCUGCUAGUAUGCAGCCUUGCUGUGGCCAAAGCUCAACUGAAAGUGUUCAAUCUGAGGGCCACUGAUCUUCCCGCAGACAUCUUUGGAGUCACAGACGGCUACGUGAAGGUGUCCUGCAUGGCUGCAGUUCUUGGUCAAACAGAGGUUCGCAAAAAUAGUGCAAACCCAUGGUGGGAAGAGGAGUUCUUCUACUACGAGGCUCAGGAGAAUGACAUCCUGAGGCUUGAACUACAUGAUGAAGAUUUCAUCUUUGACGACCUGUUGGGAGUCUGUCAGAUAAACAUCAAACCAGGAACCCAUGAGCAUGACUGCUACCUGGAUAAAGGCGUUCUCUAUUACUCCUACACUUUUACUCCACAACAGUAAACAAGCCAUAGUAAACCAUGCACAAAAUACUCAAGAA
This is a messenger RNA of Cynoglossus semilaevis (tongue sole), 565 nucleotides long. Its product is annotated as perforin-1-like. The coding region runs from base 133 to 528 and encodes 131 amino acids. The transcript has 2 exons. Gene Ontology annotation, cellular component: membrane. Gene Ontology annotation, molecular function: wide pore channel activity. The record is from RefSeq and is a predicted model, not a curated record. Lineage: Eukaryota; Metazoa; Chordata; Actinopteri; Pleuronectiformes; Cynoglossidae. Gene Ontology annotation, biological process: immunological synapse formation; defense response to virus; T cell mediated cytotoxicity.